Penicillium canescens is the source of this 1939-nucleotide messenger RNA. Its product is annotated as tRNA modification GTPase. Gene Ontology annotation, cellular component: mitochondrion; cytoplasm. The record is from RefSeq and is a predicted model, not a curated record. The annotation marks the transcript as partial. NCBI's taxonomy places the organism in Eukaryota, Fungi, Ascomycota, Eurotiomycetes, Eurotiales, Aspergillaceae. Gene Ontology annotation, biological process: tRNA methylation; tRNA wobble uridine modification. The transcript is spliced from 3 exons. Gene Ontology annotation, molecular function: protein binding; GTP binding; GTPase activity.
GAAUCCAACAACCUAGCUAUCUCGUCAUUCACCAGUCACCUUUGGUCCAGUCUCUGCAUGCGAGCAUCUCAUCGACUAUUGCGUUGGGCCGCACCCUUCGGUCAAGCAACGAGUCGACCAUGGCCAGCGAUAUUGAAUAAGGCCCAUAUCCAACGUCAUGCAUUUCCCCCAGAAACGCCAGUCCUGCGGCGAACUGGCGGACAAGCGCGAGCAUUCUCAUCGACCUUGCCCACUCGAUUCAUGCUAGAUGCGGACUCCACAAUCUAUGCCCUCUCCACCGCACCCGGUAGAGCAGCCAUUGCUGUAGUACGCGUCUCCGGCCCAGCCAGUGUACCAAUAUACAAAGCCCUCUGCCCAAACACCACCCUCCCAAAACCCCGCCUUGCGGCUCUCCGCACCCUCUACGACCCAACCAAACCCCCAUCCCAAAACACAAUCCUCGACGCCGGCGCCUUAGUCCUCUACUUCCCAAACCCCAAAACAGUAACAGGCGAAGAUGUCCUGGAAUUCCACAUCCACGGCGGCCCCGCAAUUGUCAAAGCAGUCCUAUCGGCAAUCUCCAACACAAACACACCAAACCAUGAAGUCCGCUACGCCGAACCAGGCGAGUUCACCCGUCGCGCAUUCAUGAACGACCGCCUGGGUCUCCCCCAGAUCGAAGCACUAGGCGAUACCCUCUCCGCAGAUACAGAACAACAGCGCCGACUAGCCGUGCGCGGAUCCAGCGAUGCCCUCUUAAAGCGGUAUGAGGCAUGGCGGCAGCAAUUGCUGUAUGCGCGCGGCGAGUUAGAGGCGCUGAUUGAUUUCUCUGAAGAUCAGCAUUUCGACGAGUCGACCGAAGAGCUAGUUUCUUCUGUUGCGACACAGGUGGGUGCGUUGAGUGUGCAGAUCGGGUUCCAUAUUCGGAAUGCGUCGCGUGGUGAGCUGCUCAGGAACGGGAUUAAGGUUGCACUUUUGGGUGCGCCGAAUGCCGGGAAGAGUUCGUUGUUGAACCGCGUUGUUGGGAAGGAGGCUGCUAUUGUUAGUACUGAGCAGGGGACUACUAGGGAUAUUGUUGAUGUUGGGGUUGAUCUUGGUGGGUGGUAUUGUAAGCUUGGUGAUAUGGCGGGGAUUCGUGCCGAGAGUGGGGAUGGGUCUGGUGAGGUUGUUAUUGGUGCUGUUGAGAAGGAGGGUAUUCGCAGAGCUAGAGAGAGAGCUUUGGAGUCUGAUGUGGUUAUUGUGGUGGUUUCGCUGGAAGAAACCGCUGAUGGGGUUCGUCUCUUCGUUGAGCCAGAGGUUCUCGAUGCGGUCAAUGACUGCGUGGAUGCGGGCAAGUGUCUUCUUGUGGCGAUUAACAAGUGUGACAAACUGCACCCUGAUCUGAAUGGUGGUGUACCACAGACGUUAUCUAAUACGAUCCACGAGAUCUUCCCAGCAAUACCAGCAGAUCGCGUAUUUGCCAUUUCAUGUGAAGAGGCACAGCGUGGAUCUUCUACAGCCACCACAGACCCCGGCAAUCUACAAGCCUUUCUACGCGGCCUAAUCUCGACAUUCGAACAAAUUGCCUCGCCUCUCGGCAUGGAUGGAGAUGGAAGUGCUCAAUAUGAUCUUUCGUAUUGGGAGGAUUCCCUAGGCGUCACCCAUCGCCAAAGCUCUAAUCUACAAAUCUGCCUCGACCAUCUGGACGACUUCAUGUCCCAAGCUUCUUCCGCCAAAUCCUCCGACUCACACAAGGGUGAGAUUCCCUCUAUUUACCACGAGUCGGAAAUCGAUAUCGUCACUGCUGCGGAGCACCUGCGCUUUGCGGCGGAUAUGUUGGCCAAGAUCACAGGUAAAGGCGAAAGUGGAGAUGUCGAGGAUGUAUUGGGAGUUGUCUUUGAGAAAUUCUGUGUCGGCAAGUGAAUGGUCCGAUUGGACUAUGCUUCCGAUGUGACCAUGUUGAUUUGCAGCACUGUCCGAG